Molecule: messenger RNA, 870 nt
Organism: Coffea eugenioides
Lineage: Eukaryota; Viridiplantae; Streptophyta; Magnoliopsida; Gentianales; Rubiaceae
Product: F-box protein CPR1-like
Exons: 4
Coding region: 1-870 (289 amino acids)
Molecular function (GO): protein binding
Source: RefSeq, a predicted model, not a curated record
AUGCCACGGUCUCACACAACAUUUUUCCUGUAUUGGGAGAUACCCCCUCCACCGUAUGGAAAUGCAAUUGGCCACAGCCAAGUUCAAAUCCGUCUAGGUUUUGGCUAUGACCGUGUCAGUGAUGAUUACAAAGUCCUGGCUUUCAAGAAUGGUUGGAACUGUAUGCAAAACCUAACACCAACAAUUACUCUUUGCAGUAACAAAGUUUAUGUUUAUAGCUCAAAACUAAAUUUAUGGAAAGAUAUCGGUGAUUUCCCAUUUCAACAAGCAACCAUGUUCCCUGACCCUAUGGAUGGUAUUCUGGCUAAUGGUGCAUUGCACUGGGUUGGCGGUCUGAACUUUAUCUUUGCUUUUGACCUUUGCAGUGACAAAUUUCGUUCCAUGCGCUGUCCUUUCUGGGAAGACCGUUUCCUCCCAAAAUUGUGCAUCUUGAAUGGUGUCCUUUGUUUGCUCUCUGAUUAUGAGUCUUGGAAUCAGAGGUUUGCUGAUAUUUUUCUAAUGGAGGAUUAUGGAGUUCACGAAUCUUCUUGGACUAAAUUAGGCUCGAUUAGAAUCCCUUUUGGCAAAUGGAUAACACCUAUAGCAUUAUCCAAGAACAAGGAGCAAGUGGUUUUGCAAAUUAGCAAGGCUACGCUGGUGCUUUAUGAUCUGGAGACGAAUUCGUUCAAUGAUGUAGCCAUGAGUGGUGCAGCAAGUUCUAUAGAUUCACCUAUAAGUCUAACUUCAUGUGUUUGUGUUGGAAGCCUUGCUAGUCUGUUCUGGAAGUCUGGUUUGUCAAAAACUGUGGAAGACAGAAAGCAUGUGAUAUUGUUAUCAUUUGACAAUCUCGAGGAAACAGCUGCAGUCUGUAGCCACCUUCCAAUGGACUGA